AUUAUUUAAGCCGGGCCAAAGCCAACUGUUAAAACAAGUUUCGAAAUUCGAAUGCAUUCAACAACAGUACGUGCAAUUAAAGAAAGUGGCAAAUGACACAAUACGAUUUGCAUUUGGCAAUAGAGUGUCCAUCUUCCCAUAAAUAAAACCGAAAACUGGUCCACAUCCCGACCCAGAUGUGUGUAUAAAAGAGUCCGCCUGUUGAUCAGAUGGAACAAUAAACACCCACGAUGAAGUUCUUUGCACUCAGCGCUUUCCUGCUCCUUGCAAUUGUGGCAGUCCAAGGAAAUCCCGGUGGACACGGCGGGUUCGGAGGACCCGGUGGCCACGGAGGACGCGGUGGCUUUGGAGGACGCGGUGGCUUCGGAGGAACCGGUGGCUUCGGCGGACCCGGUGGCUUUGGAGGACCCGGUGGCUACGGCGGUGGCGGUGGAGGCGCAGUAGCUACUGCCAACGCUAAUGCAAACGCAAACGCGUUUGGAUAA
This is a messenger RNA of Drosophila santomea, 485 nucleotides long. RefSeq names its product protein spalt-accessory. The transcript has a single exon. Lineage: Eukaryota; Metazoa; Arthropoda; Insecta; Diptera; Drosophilidae. The record is from RefSeq and is a predicted model, not a curated record. Bases 231 to 485 code for a protein of 84 amino acids.